Messenger RNA from Botrytis fragariae, 181 nucleotides. Its product is annotated as putative ras-2 protein. The record is from RefSeq and is a predicted model, not a curated record. The transcript has 2 exons. NCBI's taxonomy places the organism in Eukaryota, Fungi, Ascomycota, Leotiomycetes, Helotiales, Sclerotiniaceae. The coding region runs from base 23 to 181 and encodes 52 amino acids.
GUUUGGGGUCGGUGGUUGGUGCAUGGAACGCACGGAGAAUAUUUGGAUCGAAAGUUAUGAUCCAACGAUUGAGGAUUCGUACCGCAAGGUUAUCGAGGUUGAUGUGAGUAUUUUGAGAUUUCUUCUCCGUCUUGGCAUGGAGGUGGAGACACAUGAUCAUGAUGCUAACGCGACCUUUUGA